Molecule: messenger RNA, 2055 nt
Organism: Acaromyces ingoldii
Lineage: Eukaryota; Fungi; Basidiomycota; Exobasidiomycetes; Exobasidiales; Cryptobasidiaceae
Product: ALG6, ALG8 glycosyltransferase
Exons: 3
Coding region: 1-2055 (684 amino acids)
Biological process (GO): protein N-linked glycosylation
Cellular component (GO): endoplasmic reticulum membrane
Molecular function (GO): dolichyl pyrophosphate Man9GlcNAc2 alpha-1,3-glucosyltransferase activity
Source: RefSeq, a predicted model, not a curated record
AUGCUCAUAGGCGAGGACGAGGACACGGGGCAGCAGGGCAGCACAGGCGUUGGCAUAGGCGUUGGUGGCUCGACUACAGUGUGGACCGUGGCCAUUCUGGCGAGCGUUUUCGUCAAGUGGGGCACCGGUCUGGGCAGCUGGAGCGGCAAAGGCUCGCCACCUCUCCAUGGCGACCUCGAAGCCCAACGACACUGGAUCGAAAUUACGCUACACCUUCCGAGGUCUCAGUGGUACUUUUAUGAUCUGCAAUAUUGGGGUCUCGAUUACCCCCCGCUCACUGCCCUUGUCAGCCAGUGGUGUGGUCAAGUCGCAUCCUUGAUUCCAGGAUUGGCACCUUCUUUUGCCCUCGUCUCGUCUCGUGGUGCCGAAUCGCCCGCGCUCAUCACUUACCUUCGCUCCACGGUACUCUUCCUUGAUCUCCUCGUAUAUACCCCAGCGAUUCUCUUCUUCCUUUCGAGAAAGCUGCAAGGAAGGGGUCGACGCACCAAGGCCGUAGCGACCUUCACGCUCCUCCUCCAACCCUCACUAAUCCUCAUCGACCAUGGUCACUUUCAAUACAACGCCGUCAUGCUCGGCUUGGCUGCACUGUCGUUUGCGCUUCUUUACACGAGCUUGCCCAAUCCCGACAUUGCAUCCUCUUCCAAAUCGCCAGCAUCAGCCUUGAUCGAUCUCAAGAACAAGACGAGGAGCCUGAGCAAGCGCGUCAGCUACGAGUACAUUGCCGCCGCCGUCUUCUUUUCCCUCAGCUUGUGUUUCAAGCAGAUGGCCCUGUACUACGCUCCGGCCGUCUUUGCGAUCAUGCUUGGACGGUGUUGGGGUCUAGCCACGAUUGGCUUUGAACGAGGUCUAAUCUGCCUCUUUGGCAUCGGUCUGGCCACUAUCAUCACAUUCGUUACCGUCUUUCGCUCCUGGAUCACCGAUCUGGAACAGCUAGGCCAGGUCAUCCACCGAAUUUUCCCAUUGGCCAGAGGCAUCUUUGAAGACAAGGUAGCCAACUUGUGGUGCUUCCUCUCCGUGCUACCAAUCCCUGCGCGCUACAAGCUCAAGAAUGCCGUCGAGGCCAGCACCCUGGCCAAAGUCAGCCUUGCGACGGUCCUCGUGGUCAUUCUUACACCUUGCUUUCACCUCUUUGCAGCUGGCGCCGAGACGGCUAGGAUAGAGAUGUCGCUGAAUGAGGAUGCGCAGAAGCUAAGGGAUGCGUCGGAAAGGAGGCAAGCUUCUGCUUCGACAACAGCUGGGUCCACAACAGCGAGGCGGAGAAGAGACGGCGCAAAGGGGAGAACAAUGUCCAACGCUGCCCCCUCGGAAGUCGGCAGCGAGAUCGCAAGUGUCUUAAGCGGCGGCGGCGGCGGCGGCGGCGGCGGCGGCGGCGGCCGAGACGCGGAGAGACCUUCGUCUGAGAUGACAGUCGUCGACCGAACCACGUCGGUCCUGGGAAACAGCAAGCCAGUCGCUUCAUCAUCGCCCUCGCCAGCCGCCUGCAUCUUGCCGUAUGCGCUUCUGAGCGUCAGCCUCGCCUUCUUCCUCUUUGGUUUCCAGACGCACGAAAAGAGCAUCUUGCUGCCCCUGUUGCCUCUUUCGCUCCUCAUUUCGGCAAAGGGCGACGGAUGGGGCGCCGGCGCCGGCAAGGAAGACUUCGAGUGGGCCAUGCUGGGCAACAACGUGGGCGCCUUCAGCAUGUUUUCCCUCCUUGAGAGAGAUGGGCUUGCAAGCCAGUACUUUGUGCUGCUCGCCCUGUGGAACUGGAUCGUGGGGCAUCGACCGUUCUCUGGUCUAUACGGGCCGCGCAAGACGUUUGUUGGCUGGUUCGGCGCCGUCCUGCAUGCUGCCAUGCUCUCUCUCCAUCUUCUCGAGCUCGUCGUCUUUCCCAUUCUCCUCUCGUCUCCAUCUACGUCAGGCGUGCUCGACCGGCUCCUGCAGAGAUACCCCGACAUAUUUGCAGUCCUCAACGUUCUCGUGUCUUUCCCGGCCUUCUUCAUCCUCUGGCUGUGGUCGAUGAAGAGGCAGAUCGAGGUGGGCUUUGCAAAUGGCAUUUCCGCCUUUGGCAUCAUGUAG